GAUGGACGGAGUGGAUUUUACACGGACAUCUAUGUGGGCCCCACACAACCCUGGGCACAGGUAUUUCCCUGUCCCUGGGGUCACAGUCAAUCCGCUCCCUUCCUAUUUUGCUGCCAGUGAUAAAAACAGAGCGUAUAAAGUCCUGUCUCGCCUUCGACCUCUUCGACCUCUCUCUCUCAUGGCUCUGAGAUUCUCAUUUCCGGCAGAUAUCUCUGCCAUUUCCUUCAUGGAUUCCGGCAAAGGAACUCUCCACAAGCUCGAAGGCGGGUUUGGUUUGAAGAGGAAGGAGAAUAGAGUGGCCUUUGGAAGGAGAGCUUGUUGUUCUGCACAGGCUCCUCCACCUGCUUGGCCAGGACGAGCUGUUGCAGAGCCUGGACGGAAGGUGUGGGAUGGUCCCAAGCCCAUCUCAAUUGUUGGAUCAACUGGUUCCAUUGGAACUCAGACGUUGGACAUAGUGGCUGAGAACCCAGAUAAGUUCAGCAUUGUUGCACUGGCAGCCGGUUCAAAUGUGACGCUUCUCGCCGAACAGGUGAAAACAUUCAAGCCUCAAUUGGUUGCUGUUAGAAAUGAGUCAUUAGUUGGUGAACUCAAAGAGGCUUUGGCUGAUUCUGAGCACAGGCCUGAGAUCAUUCCUGGAGAGGAAGGUGUCAUAGAGGUUGCUCGCCACCCAGAUGCUGUCACAGUAGUCACAGGAAUAGUAGGCUGUGCAGGUUUGAAGCCUACCGUGGCUGCGAUAGAGGCAGGAAAAGACAUAGCAUUGGCAAAUAAAGAGACUCUGAUUGCUGGAGGUCCUUUUGUACUUCCACUGGCGCACAAGUAUAAAGUAAAAAUACUUCCUGCAGAUUCAGAACAUUCUGCUAUAUUUCAGUGUAUCCAGGGCUUGCCAGAGGGUGCACUUCGACGCAUCAUUUUAACAGCAUCAGGAGGGGCGUUCAGGGAUUUGCCUGUUGAGAAGUUGAAGGAGGUGAAAGUUGCUGACGCCUUGAAGCAUCCAAACUGGAAUAUGGGGAAGAAGAUCACUGUCGACUCCGCUACCCUUUUCAAUAAGGGUCUAGAAGUUAUUGAAGCCCACUAUCUUUUUGGGGCUGAAUAUGAUAAUAUUGAUAUUGUGAUUCAUCCACAGUCAAUCAUACACUCAAUGGUUGAGACACAGGAUUCCUCUGUGUUGGCUCAGUUGGGAUGGCCUGAUAUGCGGCUGCCAAUUCUUUACACUUUAUCUUGGCCUGACAGAAUUUACUGCUCCGAAGUUACUUGGCCUCGGCUUGAUCUUUGCAAGCAGGGUUCAUUAACAUUUAAAGCCCCUGAUAAUGUGAAAUACCCAUCUAUGGAUCUGGCCUAUGCUGCUGGGCGGGCAGGAGGUACCAUGACUGGAGUUCUUAGUGCAGCCAAUGAGAAGGCCGUGGAGAUGUUCAUUGAUGAAAAAAUCAGCUACCUCGAUAUUUUUAAGGUCGUGGAGGUCACAUGUGAUGAACACCAGAAGGAAUUAGUGACCAACCCUUCACUCGAGGAGAUCAUACAUUACGACUUGUGGGCCCGGAAGUUUGCGGCCAGUUUACAGCAAUCGUCUGGUCUGCAGCAUCCUGUACCUGCAUGAUCUGUAUCUUUGUACUGCCAGCAGUGAUGAUGCCUUCAUCUUGGGAGGAGGUGCUCAAUCCAGCAGGCCUGCAGGACUCCUGCUGAUGGUUUUAAUAAUCCAGGUAUGUUGAGCUCUAUGCAAUUGUACUGUAAAUAUAAAGAAAGAAGAAGGCAUCCUUCUUGUGUUUUCCUAGCUAUAUAAGAAAUGAUUUUACGUAUUCAA
This is a messenger RNA of Magnolia sinica, 1798 nucleotides long. RefSeq names its product 1-deoxy-D-xylulose 5-phosphate reductoisomerase, chloroplastic-like. Gene Ontology annotation, biological process: isoprenoid biosynthetic process. The record is from RefSeq and is a predicted model, not a curated record. The transcript is spliced from 12 exons. Bases 2 to 1594 code for a protein of 530 amino acids. Gene Ontology annotation, molecular function: protein binding; 1-deoxy-D-xylulose-5-phosphate reductoisomerase activity; NADPH binding. NCBI's taxonomy places the organism in Eukaryota, Viridiplantae, Streptophyta, Magnoliopsida, Magnoliales, Magnoliaceae.